Molecule: messenger RNA, 780 nt
Organism: Aspergillus welwitschiae
Lineage: Eukaryota; Fungi; Ascomycota; Eurotiomycetes; Eurotiales; Aspergillaceae
Exons: 3
Coding region: 127-483 (118 amino acids)
Source: RefSeq, a predicted model, not a curated record
CCUUACCUGCCAUCCCCACACUAUUUCUUCCCGUCCUUCAUCACUCUGGUCUAGACGCCAUUCUACGCAUCCAUCACGAAUCCAUCUACAACUCACCCAAACUGAUCGACAAUCAAAUCUACCACAAUGAUCCUCAGACGAGCUUCCACUCUCAGUCGUCCUCUCGUACUUCGUCCGACCUACUCCGCCCGUGUGUGCUACUACCAUCCGCCCGAAGUGCAUAGCAACAAGGGAGAGGAGUUCUUCAUUCCCCCCUCCUACCCAGACAACUUGGAGGAUUCUCCCAGUCUCGUCCAGAAACGCGACGAGUCAGCACAGAAUCCGGCCCACUGGGAUGAGAUCCAUGCUACCUCUAGUGAGAUCUCGGUCAAAGCCGACCGGGGCGAUAUCAAUAUCCAGCAGCAACAGAAACAGCAGCGGGUGACUCGGGAUCUCGAUAAUAAUCUAGGGGAGGAAGAGCCACCGAAGCUGGAUGAGAUGUGAUCGGGUCGAUCAUCUUAUUAUAGGCUUACGGAUGGGGUAUGGGUGUAGGUCUCAUGGCUAUGGUUAUGGUUCUGGUUAUGAUUUAUGACUGAGAAUGUGUUUAUGCUGUUCAAUUCGGGUAAGGUGAGACAGAUUGCAUAAUACGCCGUGUUGUGUGUUGUGUGUGGUAAAAUUGGUGAGUGGUGCUUUUCUAAUUAUGUGUACUCCUGUCGAUCGCUGGUGCCGAUCUCUAUGUCGUUCGUUUUCAACUCUACGAUAGCAGCCAACUGUAUGACUUAACUUUAUGGAGAAAUGAUG